AAGCUUCCCCGGCUUUCCGGACGGUUACGGCUGCCCUUCUUCCGCAAGAGCCCAGGCAAAGCCCCAGCAAAUGGACACAAUGUUGAAACAGACCUGACACAGUUCUUGCAACACGGAGCCCAACCGGGGAUGCCCACCUUACACAAGCUUCUUCUGAAGCAAUACGCUACGGGGCCCCCAGUACCAGGACAUCACGGAUUCCCACAGGCAAGCCACAUGUACCCGACCGUGCACCCACACAUGCAUCAGCCGUUCGGAAUGCCUCGACUUCCACCGCCAGGCAUGCGGCCUUACGGCCCUCCAGUGUUUCCGAUUCCUGGCCACAUGGGCGCUGGCUAUCCGGGACCGAUACGGCCGUUCUACGGAAAGCCAAACGGGAUGAUGGGCGGUCUUCCACCCCCGCCGCCUUACGCUAUCAUGCCCCCACCACCUCGGCCUCCUCCUCCGCCACCCCCGCCGAUGAAGCCUCAAAAACGACACCCAGCGUCCCCGAACGUAGUGUUUGCAGACAAAGAACCGCAAGCGAGCUCCAACUACGACUCUGGAGAAGAUGACACCCCAAUCAUUAUCCGUGGCCGCAAGAAUCACCACGGAAAGAGAAGGCGACCAAUCGUGAUCGAGGAAGACGUCUCGAGCGAAGAAGACGACGGGAGGCCUAUCGUGGUUCGUGGCCGGAAGCCCUACCGCGCGCAUACGAGGAGGCCCGUGGAUGAACAGGACGACCAGCUGUUUAACAGCCGGAAGAGGCCGGUUACGUACAUCGAGGAACUGCCCGAAGGACGGCCAUUCGGGACCCGCAAUUACGAAGACGACAUAUCUAAGCCUUCGGAAAGCCUCAUGGACGACAUGACCUCCGGAACCAGGAGCUUCCUUCGCUAUCCGACAAGCGCAAGUCGCUUCUUUCAACCGGAAGGAAGCAGAUUCGAUAACAUCAUGGCUUCGGAACAGAGGACAAACAUGAGGGCCGCUGGGAAUUUGGGCUUCUAUACGGGGUCCCCGGGAAUGAUGCACGAGCUGAACCACCUCUUCGCACAGCACAGGCAACAUGGAAUGCACAGAUUUUCGGAGGACCCGAAAAUGGUACUGUCGCCACAUCUGGACAGCACGCAGUCCAUGGGUGAUCGCAACGAGAACUCGCACCUGUUUCCCAAUCAGUUAGAGACCCAACCUAUCAAAGAGCUUGCACCACUUGUCUUCCACCUUCCUGGCAAGGGUCCGUCAAACCCUGACAAAUAUGUGCAAGCCCUCAUUGUACCAAUACAAGGCAACCUGAACCAAAUGGCUGACGAAACUUUAGACAAGGGAGGAAGCAGUGGGAUCCACUUUAACCCAAUGGAAGUCAAGGUCACCGAAAGCCCUGGAGGACAGUCCUUCGUAAUUAUGCCACCAAGAGAUGAUCCCUUAGGCGGGAAGCUCAAACAAUCUGGUAAGACCAUGGAAACAUACGACCGGGAUGGAGCUUCUAAACAAACUGGCCCAAUUGCGGCGCAGUCCUUCUUGCCAUUAACAUAUGUGAGGCCACCUCCUCUGCUCGAGUCGAAUGACAACAGCCUACAGCAUUCCUAUCAACCAAACUACCCACAGCCAACAGCUAUUCGCAUUGUUGUGAGGAACCCUGUGGAUGGAACCAGCAGAGAAGUGUUCUCGACAAGCAUAAACACAGGGGGACCUUACGUGCCACAGGCAAAUGAGCCAAACUCUCAACUUGUCCGAACACGUCACAGGGAAGGUGGAGAGCAGAAAAAAAGCAAAGUGGUCAUCAUUGCCAUCCCAAGAAAUGAUCAGGGUGGAGCAUCACCACAAGCUCCAAACUCUAGGUCGAGCACAAUUGUCAAUACGUAUUACCAGCCUACAGAGGCAAACCAUUUUCAGCCAUUGCAUCAGUCAAACACGGCACCGGGUGCCCCACCCCAGUACAUAGAUCAGCAAACAAAACUUCAGUAUGUCGUGCCAAAAAUUCCCUACUCCAUUCCAAUUCCCACAACCUCUUCACAGAUCAUCACAUCCUCUAGUAGUAGCAAGCGAAAAGCUGCAGCAAGUUCUGCGGUCAACUCUGUAAAAACUGCACAUGGCACAGCAGGCUCUUCCUACUAUCAAAUGCCAUCACCUCUGGAUGUCUACAGCUCAAAGCAGAAUUCACAGCAUACAACAUACUCCUCAAAGCCAUCUCACAGCACGGAUGGCUCCUCUAGCUACUCUUAUCAAAGGCAUAAUCCCGCUCAAGUGGCUUCAUCUGGAGAGAAGUCUUCUGGACAGCGCCGGUCAUCAGUCACAUUGCAGCAUGCAAAACGGAAACACUCGUCUGCCAUCGACAGCUCCCUGGGUGAACUUCAGUACAUGUCCAGCUACUCAAGCAUGGCAAGCGGCCCCGGAACCAGCUAUCCACCACACUCCGAGGUGCCAGAGAUGAGCUUCACCUGCUAUGACAGAGCUCCUGGAUUCUAUGCCGACAUGAAAGAAGGAUGCCAGGUGUAUCACCAAUGCAGCAGCAGUGGGGCACAGCAGAGCUUCCGGUGCCCCAACGGCACCGCCUUCAACCAACGGUCGUCCAUGUGCGAGUGGUGGUACAACGUCGACUGCGCUGUUCCCAAGGAUGCCACCUUGCUUCAGAGUGCCGGGCACGAGCCCUCUUACUCGGACUACAAAUGGACCCAGACCGUGCGAAACACGGCCAGCCCUCCUGCACCCCUCCACGUGAGCACCACGAGAGCGCCGCACCCUCCGACGUACAGCAGUUCCAUGAGCUUCAGCGUCGCAGAACCAGCCUCCGACAAUCCGCAGAUGCUCGCGUCUUAUGGAAGCGGAAUACCAAACUACAACUCUGCAAGGGUUUCGGCACAGACUUCCGGAUCGCAUAACAGGACGGCUUCCGUCCAGCACACAGGACAGAAAGUGCUGAGAACGCGGAAGCUGGUGUCCAAGAUAAGGGCCCCGCUGGGCUCCACGCCCGACAAGAGCCAAGCGAGACACCGGAACCCGAAUCCGACCACGACGCAGUCACCAGACAUCACGGCAGCCGCAGCCAAGUAAAAUGAGCGCUGGUUCCGUUCCCGGUGGUGACAAUCAGUUUGGACCAAUCCCCCCCCCCCCACCUCAUGUUGUGCCUCGUAACAUCCUCCCAGCGCGCGCAGCCAUGGCCUCUGUCUGCUGGGCUUGACAGGGCACACUGGCUGCAUCUUCUGUACAUAAAGUGUUAAUUCCUAAGCUCCCAGGAUAAAGAGCAGCUGAAAUAAAAUAAAAACAUAUUUAAUUGAAGCGGCAAA
Ixodes scapularis (black-legged tick) is the source of this 3263-nucleotide messenger RNA. RefSeq lists its product as uncharacterized. Gene Ontology annotation, cellular component: extracellular region. The record is from RefSeq and is a predicted model, not a curated record. The transcript is spliced from 2 exons. Lineage: Eukaryota; Metazoa; Arthropoda; Arachnida; Ixodida; Ixodidae. The coding region runs from base 130 to 3030 and encodes 966 amino acids. Gene Ontology annotation, molecular function: chitin binding.